This is a messenger RNA of Orbicella faveolata, 2740 nucleotides long. Its product is annotated as histamine H2 receptor-like. Gene Ontology annotation, biological process: G protein-coupled receptor signaling pathway. Lineage: Eukaryota; Metazoa; Cnidaria; Anthozoa; Scleractinia; Merulinidae. Gene Ontology annotation, cellular component: membrane. Gene Ontology annotation, molecular function: G protein-coupled receptor activity. The record is from RefSeq and is a predicted model, not a curated record.
GGCUAUUAUCUGAAAUAAUCACUGGCUCGUAACAAUGGAAACAAAACAAUGCCAAUAAAUGGCGGUAUUGUGUCAUUCAGCCGAGUGGCUCCAGAAAUCUCUUGAUCAAAGCAUUUAACCCUGAAGUGAUGGAAAGGCAUAAGGAAAGAUGGGAAGAAGUUUUCAAACUCCGGUGUAACGGCUGUAUUGUUGGCAAAAUGUUCUUUCAAUGAAAGGCGGAUUUUCUUUAAAUUUUCGUUUUGAUUAGUUUUGAUAUUAGCUGAGUCAUUAAGGAAGAAGUGGUUAUUUAAAUUACAAGUGAGGUUUGUUUUGGCUACGUAUAUUGGAACUUUAUUUAGCUUCUAAAGAUGUGGCUUUUACGUUGUUCUUGUGGUAUAUUACUGGAUGUGGUUUGGCAGAUAUUUUAAAGAACUUUCGUGAUGUUUGCCUACCAUUCUUUAGAAGAUUCAGAAAUAGUGAGCUGCUCAUUUUGACGGCAAACGUGUCUGUGAAGACUUGAAGAAUAGACUUAUCGUCGAUUCUGUGCGGCCACGUCGAGCAAAUACUUCGCGUAACUCUCUCAAGGUUGGUCUUUUGAACAAUUGGCCAAACAUUUCAACACAAAGGUUUUUCCUUUGGUAAUUGUGGCUUUUCAGCUGUGAAACUCCGUUUUCUUCUAUUGCAUUUCAAGAUUUAGACACGGAAAAAGCGCAAACCCCCUACUGGUACGAGCGUCGUGUGUGAUUAUCAAGCCUUGAAGUUUGCAAUGUCAGGAAAUUUUACAAACCAGUGUUGUGACGAACCCGUGGAGGAAGAAUUCUACUUGGUGACUUCCACAUGGCCUACAAGCGUUGUGAUUUUAACAACAGUUUUCAUGAUUAUAGUUAACGUGGUGACACUGGUAGGAAACGCUUUUGUGAUUGUGGCACUGACAAAGAUAGACGCACUGAAAUAUAUGGCAAACAAUCAAGUUGUUAUUUCGUUAGCGGUCGCUGAUCUGUUAGUGGGUUUACUUGUAAUGCCGUGUGCAAUUGACGCUCUGUUGGCGGGAAAAUGGCGCUGUGGGAAUCUGUGGGGUAAACUGAAUGCCGUUGGGAACUUCGCCUUCUGUAUUUCGUCUAUCAUGCAUCUAGCGUUGUUGUCUGUUGAUCGCUACAUCGCAAUUUCUCGUCCGCUAGUUUAUUUAUCUGUUGUCACUAAAGCAAGAGCUCGAAGUGCGUGUUUAUUGCUAUGGAUAUAUUCGACACUGUGGGCCCUGCCACCAUUAUUCGGCGUAAGUUCUUACGAAUGCUUUAUUCCCUAUAUCGGAAAAUGUCUCCCAGAAGAUUGGCUACAAACUAAAGUUGCCAUUGCUUUCACCGUUUCGGUGGUUUGCGGAACAUAUGGGGCAGCGGUUAUAGUAAUGUGCUACGUUUACUUCAAGAUUUUCAUCGCCAUUUUUAAACAGUUGAAAAGAAUUUCUGUUACGGUAGAACAAGUUCGAAGGAAUAGCUUGGCAGCGAGGAGGAACGCUUCCACAAGGAAGGGUGUUACAACUGUACUCAUUGUUAUUGGAACUUACGUAGUGUGUUGGUCGCCAUUUUGUAUUCUUCUGUUUGUGCAAAUGGCCUGUGGAAAAACCGCAGGGGGGCCGACUGCAGAUAUAAUAACGAUGUUCAUUGGCUUUGCAAACAGUGCGUGUAAUCCAAUCAUAUAUUGCAUUAGAUACAGAGCGUUUCGAGAAACUGUGAAGCGCAUAUUUGUAAGGAAGAAUGACUGCUUCAAAUAUUUCUUCAAGGCCGAAAGGGAGCAAACACAAAUAAGCACACGAUCGAUAACUUUGUGAUGUUACUGUUUAUAAAAUAACUGAGCUACUACGCGCGCUCUCAUUGAUCGAUAGGUGUGUUCACAUGAGCCUGGACAAUGUUAACACGGUUGUGACGGUUUAGAUUCGCACUAAUUUUUGAGAAAUAUUUUUUAAAGCAGCAGAGUGCGGUUAAUUAUUUUCUCUAUGAUAUCCUUUGCAGAGCUUCAGAGUAUAGAUAUAAAGAGUACAUAAAAUAUAGAUAAAGAUUACAUAAUAUAUACUAUUGGGUUAUCGCUAGGAAUUCAGUGUUUCUACGCAAUGCUAACAAAUCGCGAUUGAUAGCAGGAACCACACUUCAAUGUGCUAUAAAAGUAUUAUUUUUAUUGAAAUAAAACAGUUACAAAGAAACGUCUAAUAUAAACAUUGCUUAUAGUUGAAAACAACGUUACACUUUAUACAAUCGCCCUUUAGAGCGAUUUUCGAUUGACUAAAUGUGCUUUUGCAGUUUUUGUUGCUGUUGUUGUUACUGUUUAAAACCGCUAGCUCUCAGUGCGCCAAAACUUAUUAUGAAAACCCUUUCUACUUUUCGAUGGUUUUUGAUGGUGACACGUUUUAGCUAUGAUCAGGUUUCACGUUUGUUGUAAUGGAUUACCCACAGUUGUUUAAAGGGUUGAUAAUGUUAUCCACCGGAUCGGUAAAUAACCAUCCACUGGAUAAGUGUUGACAAAGCAAACCGUAAUGGAGAAUGAUUUAUCCGGUGUACAGCGUUGUUCACCCUUUGAAAAACUGGGCUAGAUUUGAUCACGUUUCUUAGUUGAACGGUUGUCUUCUGAAAAUCGCUCUAAGGACACUUCUGAUUGUGAUUGUUACAAUUACGGUGAUCUACAUUACCAAAGUUUGAUACAAACUCGUACUUGUGUUCUUGAGAUAAACGCACUACAGUGCUGUUUUGUAAUAAAAUAUCUUCUUUCACAA